AUGCGAAGAAACGAGCCGAAUCGAUGCGAGCUCGUGACGGCGCCUCCUACUCGACGACGUCGUCACUCCUCGAUCACUCUGCCCUCCUCAUACGGGAUGUGGCGCGCCGUCGCCUUGCUUGCCUUUUUAGGCGUCACACAAGCUACCGUCUUCACAGGUAUUUACAGUUUACCUUUUCGAAAAGAUGAUGAAAUAUGUCUUUGAAAAGUUCUAAGAAAGAGAGUUACAGAAAAACUGAGAAGAAAGACUUACGGUACUCGAGAUUUUCAUUAAGAUUUUUGUUCUUCAAGACUACUUGACAAAGUUUGGAUGUUCUAUCUAAAAAAAUCGAAGAAUAAUGGUUUUUUCAUGAUUUCUCGCCAAGUCGUUUCAUAUUUUUGACAAGUUUGUUUUUUGAGAAGUGUGAUUUUUAAGUGAGGUUUAAAAAUGUGACAAAGAUAAGAAAAAAAUAAUUUUUCAUUAUAUCCGGUUUUUCCUCUUCCUUUUGUUCUGUUUUUCAUCCUGCAAGCUGUUCCAUAAUUGAGCUUUUAAAUUUGAAACGAUCUCCGAUAGAUUUGAUGAACUUGAAUCAAAUUCGUAUAUAGACUUUGAAAUUCUUUGAAUAUUCAAUUUUAAGCCGCUAUUCUGUUAUUGAGACCUUUUUUUUGAAUAAUGUUUUCCGAUUCCAAACUUCUGAUGUAGCAAUUAAGAAAAUAUGAACUCAAAAAACACAAAAAUUUUCACCCCUCCAAACAAAGAAAUUCCAACUUUUCUCAAAUGUUGUUCUUCACAAUUUUUUUCUCCUCAAAAAAUACUUGCCAGUACGCGUCUUUUGAAAUGUCUCCCCAGAGACUUCUGAUCAUACUACAUACAGGACACUUCUCACUUUUUUCCCUGACAAGAUGAUCGGCUAAAUCAAAGAUUUUGGCAUUUUCCCUAUAAUCUUUCCUUCAACUUUAGGGAAAGUCGAGCUUGGAACGAUUAUCUAGUCGGGUAUUAACGGCUUACAAAUUGUUACAUUUACAUGUGUGGUUAUUCACGUUGGUUGAAUUUUGAAGCCUUUUACGGCUAAUAACUCUGAAUUUUGAGUUGAUAAGGGUGAUUUUAUUUCAUAACUGCGUCAUAGGUGGUCAUUAAAUAAUGCUAUAAAACGUCACAUGAAGUGUUUGGAUCUUCGAUUUUUCUUUUCACAAACUUCCAGGAGAUUAGCAAAGUGACUUGGAGCAUUAACAAUACAAUGAUCUUACAAACCUCAUUCAUACAUGAACACCAAGAAUGUUCAUUUUGUGUCUUUCAAGAGCCCAUUCUCCCUCUCUCUUUCCAUCCUUUUUUCAAAUUGCUUUUUUGCUCUGCCGGAUUUUGCUUUGAGGAUACAUUUGUUUGUUAUUCCUGGCACCAUCCGUUUCAAAUAAAUAGUUGUUGAUGUUAGUAGUGAAAAGAUACGGAAAGUGGAAAAAAUGAGAUUUUUGUUUUUUCAGAAAGUGGGUCGGUUCAUCAUGGACUACGAGACACACAGUACGAACUCUCUCAGGAAAAAUUCCAGAAGGCUUAUGAUGAAGAACUGAAGGUGAAUAAAAUAGAAUCUUUUGAAGUUCGACUUUAAAAAGAAAAACCAAAAAGGAUAUGAAAAACUCCGUUUUGCACCUGUUGUGUAACCAUGAAAAAUUGCUGUAUGUGAAGUGAAUAUGGUAGUUCAAAACGUUCAGUGCGUUCUCAAGCUUAUAACGCUAUGCAGAGAUUUAUUCCCAGCUUUCAUUGAAUAUUAGUUCUUAGAAAAUGAACGUGUUUGUGUGCAUUUCCUGAAAUUGUAAACCAAAUAACAAGUUUUCUGGAUUAUCUUUCCGCGGCUAACACGCACCAUAACUUCUGCAAUGAGUCAGAUGAUGAGAAAAGAGAGACUAAAUCAAUUGGGCUUGAAAAACAAUAGUGUGUCAGUUUCCUCUUUUCCUAGAUGGAAAUCGAGAGAAAUUGAAGGCAGCAUUUCUUGGAAAAAAGGUCAAUCAAUUCAGGUAAUGUUGCGCAAACUGCACGAGGCGGAAGAGCUGCAGCGGCAACAAGAAAACAGCGAGGACUACAUGAGCAACAUCCUGGAGGAGCUCACCAAGAAGAACCCUCAGCCCCAACAGGAACAGCCUCAGCCGCAGAAGCAGCAAGAAGAAGAGCCACAGUAUCCCGAGUUCUACAAGGAGCUCGGAAUGUUCCAAGACGACGAGAAGCCGGAAGAGAAGGCGAAAGUUGUCGAGAAGGCGCCCGCACAGGGAAAAGUCCCUGAUGAACGCGCCGCCAAGGAACUCGAGGAAGAACUCCGAAAAGGUGAAUGACGUCUUAAAUUGAGUUUAGAGAGUCCGAUGUUUGAAAAACUAAAGUUUUUGAGUUUCAACAGGAAACAUUUGAAUGAGGAGAGCUACUUGCAAUUUCUAAUAACUUAUUUAAAAUCACAGCAGUAGCCUAACAAAAACAAUGGAGGUUGCGUAUACAAAACUCCGAAAACUUCAAAAUAUUACCAUCAAGAACUUCUUUUCCUGACUUGAAUAAUCUGUUAGAAAUUGAUAUUUUUUGAGAAUCGGCCAACACACCAUUCGAGAAGAUAGUUGGAAUUUCUGAGUUCCUUGUUUGUGAAAAAUAAUGUUUUUCGGACUGGAAUAUUCCAUUAAGCUUUGAUAUUUUUUUCUGGAGAACUGAUGAGUUCACAACUUUCAGAACUAGUUUUUAUUGUUUCAAAGAGAAAAAAACUUGAAGACUUGUUCUUGUUGAAAAUCUUUCCAUUUAUUCACAAAUGUACAACUUCACUUUUUUUUUACACUCUCGCGAGAAGGCUUAAAAAGUGUCCGAUUUAUCUUCGCAUAAUUCUUAUAUUCAUGUUUCAUGUUGGAUAUCCAUCAACAUGAUACAUGCCACAAAAAAUGUGCAGUAAUGAAUAAUUGAGAAGCUCCCACGAGCAUCUUCUGUAACGGAAAUUCGUCAUUUUUUGCCUUUUGCACUUUAGUUUGACUCAUCCGCACAAUUUCCCACAAGAUCGUCUGCCUUGAGGGGAAUUCCCAUGAAUUUCAAACAAACUAUAGAUGUUGAAAAUGGGUUUCUAAUCUGUCAAGAAAUCCAGAAGAAGAUAUAUCCUGGGGUGCAGAUUCGGUCUGACGGUCGUAAAGAAUCAAUCUUUUAAAAUUUACAAGGCACAAUUCGAGCUGUUGUUGCUCAAUUUGCUACAAGGAUUCGAAUGUCUGAGCGCUGAGCUCCUCAGAGGCACUCCGCCUACAUUUUCUCCGUCUCUUCCUCAUAAUUGAGUUCAUUUCACGACGGCACGUCUUGCAGAAGUGUCAAUAUAAUCUCAUUUUUCCGAGACCCUCGCCAAAAACGGAAAAGGCAUCACAGCUCCCAUCCGCUCCGCAGCCGAAUUCAUUAAUUUAUGAGCAAGAUAUUCAAAAGAGAGGCGAAGCAUACUAACAAAAAACUCAAUUACUCUGAUGGAUAUGCGGAAGUAGUUUCCGAGUUUGAUUUCUUGGUUCAUUGAAGUCUCUGUGAGCAAAUAAAGAAGAAAAUUAGGAUUGGUAUAAAGUUUCCUGUAAUUUGAGAAGGAAAUUAGUAUACUAGUAGUUUUUUGAAUGUUUUAAAAAAAUCUUCAGCUAUUUUUCUACGGACUUGGACUGGGCUAAACUCGUUUAUGGUCUUGCGCAAUAUUGUCAAAAAAAAAGCAGAAAAACGUUGAAACUGUUCAAAAUUCAUAGGAUUGUUAUGACAAGAAGAGAAACGGAACGCGGGGAUAAUAUAAUGAAGUUGAAAUUUUCAGCCGAGGAAGAGCUCGACAUGGAGCUUGCCAAAGAGGCCAAGAAAGAGCUGAAGAAGGCUCAGGAAGAAGCCGAAAAGCCGGCUCCGCCGCCUCAGGUGCCCCAAAAAAAAGGCCAAAGCGAGUUCGUCUCGUUUGUCGAGCCGGUGGAAGCCCUGAAACAAACAAAGUUGGUUUCUUUAGAUGGUUAGCCUGGUGAUUCGAGAUUUCUAGGUCAAUUGGAAGCCUUGACAAACGUCGUCUUUCUACUUCGGCUGAGCACGGAACCAACAUGCCAGGCUACACUUCCAACAGUCUCUUGCUCAUCGGUUAGUUUGGGGAAAAAAAUAAUUGAAAUGGAGUUUUCUGGUGAAUGAAAAACAGAUAGGAGGGGCUUCUAACUUUCUACCCACUUUUUUUCAAAGAAAAGACGCCUUAAUUUCUUAGUUUCAUGUCAGAAAAUCGCACAAGUUAACGCUUCAAAGUUUUUAUUCAGUGCUCAAAAUAGUAUUCCAAAAUUAUCAAAAUAAGGAGAAGCAAAAAGCAUCUUCGAAAGUCUGUAAAAAUAUAACCACCUAACCAAUAUAUCAAGCCAUUCGAAUAAAUUUUUUCAGCGGUCGGAACCGUGAUGGCGGUCGGUCUCGUGGGCACUGUGGUCGGUGGAGGCUACUACCUCAAGUAAGUUUGAUUUGAAUGAAGUUGAAAAUUUCAUAUUAUUCCAGGCGCCGUACGGAAACCCCCGACGACGGCGAAUAUGCUCCAUAUGCCGGUACAGGCCCUGGAUUCAAAAAGAACAAGGUUUGAAGUUCUGAAAUCGGAGUGUUUCUUGUUCACUAAAAGUGUGACGAAUGGGUUGCAGUCGUCCGUUGGAUCAUUCUUUAUCUUGAUCCAAUCUCUAGAUGAACUGACUUUUCAAAAAUUAUGUCUCGAAUUAAAAAAACAACGGUGAAAACGUAAGAAGAUAUUUUUCAGGGAAACAAGGGAGAUGAGACACUCGCCUACAAAGCCCAACUUCACCAGUACCAACAAGCCAAGCAGAAGAUCAUCUGCGGAGAAGAUGCUCCAGGUAAAUUCUACACAAAGCCAUUCAAAACUUCAAGUUUGGAAAAAACCACACUUUGAAAGACAAUUUGAGAGCUUUUCGAAUUUUGGUCAAUUUCCUGUUUUCCAGAAUAGGCUAUAAUUAGCCUUAUCUCAAAAAACCUAGAUCUAAUUGCGUGAUUUUCCUUUCUUCUUGCCCAGUCCAUCUAAUAGAGCCUUGAAGAGCCCUACUUUGGCUUCUGACCUAAACGAAACUCGAUGAGAAAAAUUGAAAAAACAGUUUACUUUCAGGAGUCAUCGAGUCGGAGAACGAAGACGACGGAAAUGACGAGGAGAACAACUUCAGCGUCUACGAAUGCCCUGGCCUCGCUCCGACCGGCGACAUCGAAGUGUGCAACCCCAACUUUGCGGCCCAUCCUUGA
This is a messenger RNA of Caenorhabditis auriculariae, 5202 nucleotides long. The record is from the annotation of a GenBank genome assembly. NCBI's taxonomy places the organism in Eukaryota, Metazoa, Nematoda, Chromadorea, Rhabditida, Rhabditidae.